AUGUCCAAAGAAAAGCAGGACGAAAGCUUAGUCGAUCAUGAAUUAGAUGUAGAGAAAGAUCUUCUUAAAUCUGGCGAUAUCGAGGAUGUCGAUGCUGAAUAUGCUAAACUGUACACAAAGGGUAUUGUACCUGAGACUGAUGACCCGUCUGCUCCAUCUCUUUCUGUCCGUAUGUUGGUUCUUGGUAUCAUCUGGGCCAUCUUCCUUGGUCUUAUGAACGGUAUUUUCUCUUUCCGUACCAAUCCAUUUGCUAUUAGUAGUAACGUUGCUGCCAUUCUGUCGUACCCUGUCGGUAUUUUCUUGGCUGCUGUUCUUCCCCGUGGUAUCCUCAAUCCUGGUCCUUUCACCAUCAAGGAGCACGUUCUCGUGUACAUGCUUGCCUCGGCUGCCGGUGGUCAGCCAUAUGCUAUUGAAAACGUUAUUGGUCAGUCGUUCAGCAAGUUCAUGGAUGACACCAGUGUUACUUUCUGGAACUCGAUCCUCUUCGUUCUUACUACCCAAAUGAUUGGCUACGGUCUUUCUGGUAUGACUCGUCGUUUCCUUGUUCGCCCCGCUGCCAUGUACUGGCCCACUGCUCUUUCUACUGUUGCUUUGUUCAUUGCAUUCCACGAGAAGGAAGAAUCUGAAUCUUCAAAGAAAGUUGGUGGUCUUUCCCGUUAUGGCUUCUUCUGGCUUGCUUUCUGUGUCAUGUUCAUUUACCAAUGGAUCCCCACUUUCUUUGCCCCCGCUCUUGGUGCUCUCUCCAUUCUCUGUAUGAUUCCCGGUGCCAGCAAAACCACUCGUUUCCUUGGAUCUGCUUCCCCAAGCGCUGGUGUCGGUAUUUUGUCGCUCUCGUUUGAUUGGACCAUUAUUGGCUCCGGCUGUAUUUCCGUUCCAUUCUGGGUCAUGUGCAACAUUACCUUUGCCGCUGUCAUUCUUGGAUGGAUCGUUGUUCCUCUCCUCCAUUUCAACAACACCUUCCACAACCCUACCUUGGUUGGAUCUUAUGUCUUUGAGGAUGGAUCGCCUUUCCCCGUUGUCAACUCUCCAGGUCUUUACAGCAGAAAGGGUACUCGUGUCAGAGCUACCUCGUUCUACAACAAGCUUACCUACGAUCUUAACGAGACUGCCUACAACAAGGUCGCCCCCGUUUACAUUACCGAAAUGUUUGCCACUACCUAUUUCAUGUCGUUCUUUGCCUUGACCUGUGGUAUUUCUCACGUUGCUCUCUGGUAUCACAAGGACAUUAUUCGUCAAACCAAGGAGAUGCUUUCCCAGGUUGAUGAAGCAAAGAUGGAUAUCCAUAACGAGCUGAUGAAGGCUUACCCCGAUAUUCCCGAGUGGGUUUACCUUACAUGGCUCGCGUUCUGGCUCAUUGUCAUGUUCUUUGUUGGCCAGUUCACUCCCUUCAGACUUCCAUGGUGGGGUGUUAUUUUCGGUCUAGUGAUUGCUUUUGUUUUCCUGAUCCCAUACGGUAUUAUUCAAGGCUCUGCUGGUCAACAGCUUGGUCUGAACGUUAUCACUGAAUUGCUCAUGGGUCUGUUCAUUCCCGGCCAAACCGUUUCUGUCAUGACCUUCAAGUCAUACGGUUACAAUAUUAUGAUUCAGGCGCUUUCUCUCACUUACGAUCUGAAGGUUGGCCACUACUUGCACAUUAAUCCCAUCCACAUGGUUAUUGUCCAGCUUAUCGGUACCGUUAUUGGAGCAGUCUGCAACACCGCCUCUGUAUGGAUUGCCAUUUCAUACUUCCCUCUUGAUACUCCCGAGUGGACUUAUCCCGGACAUACCACUUUCUUCAACGCUGGUGCUAUUUGGGGUGCUAUUGGUCCAGCACGUUUCUUUGGUUCUUCGUCGCCAUAUUUCUCGCUAAACAUUGGUUACCUUGUUGGCGCAGUUCUUCCCGCUCUGCCAUGGCUCAUCAACAGAUCAUAUCCCCACCCGUACUGGCGUUUCAUCAAUUUCCCCGUCAUGUCAUACGCCCUCUCUACCGGUGUUAGCCAGUCUUACUUGAUCAUGAACAUUCUGCUUUCCUUCUUCUUCAUGUUCUUCCUCUUCACUUACCACCACGCUUGGUGGACAAAGUACAACUACGUAUUGGCAACUGCCUUUGACUCUGGAUCUGGUAUUGCUGUCUUGGUAGCUACUCUUGUUGCUAUGCAGAUUACCAUCCCUCUGUCUGCCGUCAACCCACCCAUGGUUGACUUUUACUGCACUGGAACCAACUGGGACAAUGCGCAGUUUCAAUAGUUGAUUAUUGAUGUGUAUUAAUCCUUGCAAUAUUUUUGCCUAGAUUGUUUAAAAAUGAAAUUCUAAUUGGGUUGAUAUAGAUAGUUGUAAAUUACAAAUGGAGGGAUUUGAUAAAGGUUUAAUCUUUGCAAUGGCGUGUCCUACCAUUUUAUUUUUUGAAAUAAACGAAUCAUGGUUUAAUG
This is a messenger RNA of Batrachochytrium dendrobatidis JAM81, 2408 nucleotides long. RefSeq lists its product as uncharacterized. Gene Ontology annotation, molecular function: oligopeptide transmembrane transporter activity. Bases 1 to 2226 code for a protein of 741 amino acids. The record is from RefSeq and is a predicted model, not a curated record. The transcript is spliced from 2 exons. Gene Ontology annotation, biological process: transmembrane transport. Gene Ontology annotation, cellular component: plasma membrane. NCBI's taxonomy places the organism in Eukaryota, Fungi, Chytridiomycota, Chytridiomycetes, Rhizophydiales.